Aphanomyces astaci is the source of this 3021-nucleotide messenger RNA. RefSeq lists its product as hypothetical. The record is from RefSeq and is a predicted model, not a curated record. NCBI's taxonomy places the organism in Eukaryota, Oomycota, Saprolegniomycetes, Saprolegniales, Verrucalvaceae. Gene Ontology annotation, cellular component: centrosome; gamma-tubulin complex; equatorial microtubule organizing center. Gene Ontology annotation, biological process: spindle assembly; mitotic cell cycle; meiotic cell cycle. The transcript has 12 exons. Bases 29 to 2701 code for a protein of 890 amino acids. Gene Ontology annotation, molecular function: gamma-tubulin binding; microtubule minus-end binding.
CGACGAUCGACGUCGAACGCGCGCGGUGAUGUCGAUUCCUCAAUGGACUGCUGCGUGGCGACCAGACAUUCGCCGGCUGCUGCAUCUCCUGCAGGAACCCAUAGACGCUUCAUCCUCACAAGCAUCCGCUUAUGCUGUCGACGAGCUGCAAGUGGACUUUUAUGUGCGCAAGUUGCAUGCGCACGUGUACUUGGAGCCAAGCACUGAGCGCAUGAAGAACGCGGCCGAAGGUGUGGUACGGACACUGGAGUUCCACCAUCGAAACCGCCAUGCUGCAAGGAUUUCCACUAUCUUCUUUGGCGACGGUCCCCAGCCUCGUCCGUCGUUGCGCAUCCCAACGCGCGUCGCAUGCUUGCUCCUGGAGCUCGCAAACUCGCCAUUGUCCAUCACGCCGACCGAGUUGGAUGAGAUUGACCUCGUGCGCAUCGCAUGCGAGUCGCGUUCGUCCAUGGCAUUUCACGACGAACAGCGCACUCGGGCGGCCACGCGGGCGUUGGUCCAUGAACUGAACGAACUAACAAUGGAAGAUCCUUGGUUUGCAUCUCGGAACGACGACAGGGACGACGACGACACCGCCCUGUGGGCGAGUGACGACGACGAUGACAAUGUUUCGACGGCGCAAUUCGAGGGGCGGCACCCUCCACCGCCACCACGUACUUUCGCAAAAAAUGAUCCAGACCACGAGCCAUCCUCCUCCACCACCGACGACGGUGUCGACAACGAUGCCACGAAAGGAGAUGCUUCCUCUUCUGUCUUCUCCUUGACACGAGAACCAGAACUACCUUUGGAGAAGGAAUCCUAUCGGUCGACCAAGCCGUGGCUGCUGUACCAAGGCUACGCCGCCACCCUCGAGCAGCACACGACGCCGCUGCGAUUUCUGCUCAAGACAAUAGUUCCCGAGCAUGUCUUUGUGGACCAUGUGCUGCUGGCGCUGCUGGGCUGCACCUCCACGACGUUCCAAGCCACCCCCACGUCCAUGGAAGCGCGUCCAUUCUGGUCGUCCAUGCCGUUCGCCGCCUUCUCGCUGGCGCCGUCGUUGCCGUCCGUGUCCCAUCUCACGCCAGCCUGCUUGUACCAAAGUUUAGCCCGUUGGAGUGACGUGGCGACGUCACUGUCGUUUAUUCGUGCCGCCGCUGCCCACGUCGGAUCGAUUCCAGCAUCGACGUUGCAGGGGUGGUCGCAUGCGCUGCGGGCCUUGGUCCAGGAUGCCGAUCGCGCCGUGUCGACUCUGAUGCAGCUGACCAUGGUUGAAACAAGACGACGCCCGACGCUGAUCUGUCUGUGGGUGGAAUUGCAGCCGCUCGUUGACGACGCCAUGUGGCUGCGGCAGGUGGUGCUGCACAUGCUUGAACCAUGUGAACACAUCCAAUCACCCACGACACGUCACGUCACGGCGACGGUGCUGUCGUCGUUGAGUGGUCUGCUGGAGCUGUACACUGUUCUCGACGACACCAAGCACUUUGUGAUGCUCGCAACGUGGUUUCGCCAUGCUAUGAAGCCAUAUCUGGCGCGACUGGACGAGUUCCUGCAAGGCCAUCCCGCGGCCGUCGAGCUGGGCUUUGAGUCUGUUAGCAUUGCAAAGCGUGGCGCCUUCAUCCAAACACUCUUUCAAUCGAUUCAAGUCCCACCGUCCACUGCCCCGCCGUCGUUCUUGGUCAACAUGUCGUCGCUUGUGUUGGAAGCCCAUGCGUAUACUAUCUUGACGCGGCCAGAAACCACCCCAACUGUGCUACCUGCUUCUGCUCAUGCAUCCGAUUAUCCCAAGCCACAAACACCCCCGUCGACAUUGCCGCCGUGGAGCCAAUCCUAUGACCAUGCACACAUUCCAAGGGGAUUGCCACGUCACGACAUGAUUUCUACUACCACGAGUACUCAACCACCUAGUCGUUUGGAUUGGCUGCCGCACUCCAAUGCAGACGUGGGGGUGCCACCGGUAUCGUUUAACGAGCACUUGAAAACCCAUCUGAUUGAACCGUUGACAGCUAAAUGUAUGGUCAUUGGACACGUUCUGGCCACUCAAGUUAAGCUCGUGUGGCGAGUGGUCGACCAUUGGCAAACCCUGCGCCUGUUUGUCCUGCAGUACCAGCCGGACACGUCGAGUUGGCUCAGUGACCAGCUGGUCCAACACAUCAUGGUCCCAACACUGCGUUCUCGGUGGCGCGAUAGUUAUGCGUUGAACGCGCUGUAUCGACAAGCCAUUGCCAUGGCCUCCAUGAGCGACCCAUACCUGCACGACGCCGCCGCGCGCAUCACUUUGACUUUGCACAAUGACCUUCCAACUACAGCGCCUGGUAUCACAUCGCUGAACGCCAUUGGUUUCCACUAUGAUGCCCCUGGUCCGUUGAAAAUUCUCUUUCGAAGUGAUGUCCUCUCCCGCUUGUCCAAAGUCGGCAUCUUGUUGCUUCAAGUUCAAGGUGUCGAACGAACACUCGUCUCGAUCAAGCAAACCAUCAUGCGCAAGCUUCCAAAUGUGCCAGCGAUGCAUGGUCACUUGGUGGAGGUGGCAGCGAUGCUUCAUUUUGUCAAGCAAAUCCACAUGUACUUUCGACAGCAGACGGGGUCGGACAUGUGGGACAGUGUUGUGGAUGCCAUGGAGCAAGCGACUUUGGUGUCGGAGAUGAACGACGCCAUGGAACAGUCCAUUGCUCACAUGCUGGAGCGCUGCUUUCUGGUCGAAAGGGUACAUAUUGCCCUAUGUUAAGCGAGACGUGUUUGAUCGUGUGGUUGUAGCAUGCAUCCGUGCACGAAUACUUGAUGCAACUGGUGCAUCACAUCGUGGUUUACAUGGCGUGCUUUGAAGAUAUCUUGUCGGAGCAGCUCUUGCAGGGAAAUGUGGACGAAGCCAUUGCCGCCAGUGGGCUGGCUGCCGCCGCGUCCAAGUUCAAGCGCGCACACGGAUAUGUUAUGAUUGCGCUGCAGUCCAUGGCCACAGCUGGGUCGGCAUCGCACUUGCACGAAUUAGUGCUGCAAUUAAAUUACAAUCGCAUGUUCCCGUAAUCUCGACUUUGAACAGCAAUUUAC